Molecule: messenger RNA, 1725 nt
Organism: Patiria miniata (bat star)
Lineage: Eukaryota; Metazoa; Echinodermata; Asteroidea; Valvatida; Asterinidae
Exons: 3
Coding region: 354-917 (187 amino acids)
Source: RefSeq, a predicted model, not a curated record
GCUGUCGGUGAUGCGAGAAGGCACUUUGAUUAUUUUAGUUGGAUCCAUAUUUUGACGUGAAGGCCAUAUUUUUUUCCCAUGGUAUAGUGGGAGGGUUGUGUGAAUCCAAGUCGCCGACCAGUUGGAUCACAGUCUCUAAUGAAGAGCAACGUACGUAUCAGCUUUGUGUAAGGAUUUUCAAAAUAAAUGCUUUUAGGGAAAUUCAGUGUCCCUUUUGGCAUAUAUCAAGAAAGAUCAGCAUGCUCCGACAUGAAUCUUGAUACAAAGACUCCGACAUCUUGAUACGAAGAAGAGCGGCAAUGUGUAGGCCCUAAUGCACUGAAGAGUUCGCACAAUCGGACCGAGUAAAGAAAAUGGCGGUCUGUGGGUGCGAAACUUCCACAAGUCAUCGCUUCACGAUGGAUUUUACUUUGUUGGAUGCACUGUGGCCGUCUGGUACCAAGAUCACAGUCAGAGCAGGGGACUCUGAUCCCAUUACUGUGUUGGAUUCGCCCUCACGGCUCCUGGCGAUGGGUAAACGGGACAAACACGGCGGCUUAAACCCGGUAGAUUCAGUUGUACUGACAUCUGACAGAGGCUAUCUGCUUUGGAUCAAUCCAAGGGGCUCUAUUGAGGUCAAGUUCAGAUACGGUCGCUCCGGAGAAGAUUUCAACUGCUUCAUAGAUCCCCAGCACCAGGGCGUCACCAUCUACGAGCUCUGCGGCAACUACCGGAAGGAACUGGUCGUAGACGGUCGCAUGCCGCUCGCCAAGAGCACCAACCCGCACCACAUUAAGUCGACCGGAGUGCGUCGGAGAGAAAACAACUUUGAAUUCCGCUCCAAGAACAGUGAAGUGCGCCUGGUUUUAGAGACUGUACGGGAUUACGAUUUCCCGCCCCAGCAGGCGUUUAAAUUCAACUAUGUGUUGACUCUGUGAGCAAGCUCUGUUUGUGAUUUUAAAGCGCCACAAAGAGGCUGACAUUUCCAUUAAAAUAAUUACAACCCUAAUGCACCUGUACGUAGGCUAUUCAAAGCAAAGAAGUGAGUUGCUUUUAAACUGCUAAGCUGUUGUUUAAGCUUUGUAUCAUAUAAUAACGAAAUCAAGGCGCGAUUUAGAAAUUAAAUUGUACUGUUUAAAUCAAUUUUUGUAAACAAAACAUGUUGUGUGAGAUUUGAGGUUAGAAAUAAAUAGUUUUAGAAGCUGAUCGCAUUUCACAAGUUUAUUAACAGCAACUAAUUCUAGAUUGACAUAUUGCGUGACCAGAAAUCGACCAAAUAUCCCGAUAUUUCACUUUCCUUUUUCGUCGGCGUUGGGAAAAUUUACAAGCUGGACGAAUCUCCAUGCAUGUUCCUUUGUAUUUGUUUACCCCCCCCCCCCAUGCUAUUCUGGUGGUUUAAACAGACUUGAAUAAUCAAGUUUGGAGAUCUACGUUAACAUAUUGCUAUGAUUCAAUCAUUACAUUUUUGUUUACAAUCUUUGAUUUUACAAUUGGAAAAAAAAAGUUACUAAUCUGAAUCCUUCCACUGCGUGUACCCAGCAUUUCGUUACAGCGCCCUCAUUAAUUUAAGAUAUGCCUUAAGGAAGGCACAUGUGCAUGAAUGUCUGUACAUAUUAUAGCUUUUUAAAAAACAUAUGCUCCACAUCUGCCUGUUUUCUCUUACUUAUAAUCGUAAAUCCAAUCGAAUAAUAAAUAGUCUAUAGUUGUAUGCCUUAUGACUAUGAGACCAAAUGUUAUGACUGCAAA